Halichondria panicea is the source of this 2401-nucleotide messenger RNA. Its product is annotated as fibropellin-1-like. Gene Ontology annotation, molecular function: calcium ion binding. Bases 90 to 2309 code for a protein of 739 amino acids. NCBI's taxonomy places the organism in Eukaryota, Metazoa, Porifera, Demospongiae, Suberitida, Halichondriidae. Gene Ontology annotation, biological process: establishment or maintenance of epithelial cell apical/basal polarity; heterophilic cell-cell adhesion. The record is from RefSeq and is a predicted model, not a curated record. The transcript is spliced from 4 exons. Gene Ontology annotation, cellular component: protein-containing complex; plasma membrane.
AUACCAUUUCCGGCCAAACUAAGCAGCUAGCUAGCUCAACAAAAGCUCCUGUAUUGUGAGAUUCUGAUUGUGCAAGCCAAGUCUUGAAGAUGUCCGAUUUAAUGGGCUUCAAAGCAAGGUUUAGUUGCAUGAGCAUUCUGCUGUUCAUGAUUACCUUCUCAAGCCUAUCAAGUGGACAAACUCUGGGCUGUCAGAGAAUAACAAUUGAUGAUCUUGGCAACACAACAGCUCCUUCUCAACAAGGGCUGAUUUCUGGUGCCAUCUCUAGCGGAGAUGGUGCAUUGGCGAAUGUGCAAGUGUUUGCUAUGAACAUAGUAUGUGAGGUCGUGGCCAGCCAGCGUGGAUACUUCUCUGUUGUAUCUGUAGUGGCUAACUACACGAUUGAUACUGCUCCUGAUAAUGUACUAGUUGGCCAGUUUGAGUUUAUGUGCUCCUCUGCAGUUUGGAGCGGAAAUGUUCUUACCACGCAGUCUGCCAGUACGCCAGGCGAUGCCACUUUCAACACUCCCCUGAGAAGAGACUGUAGUCUUUGUAUAGAACCAACAUCUCUCUUAUUAUCUAGUACAGGAGGGACUUAUGACAACAUCACACAUUGUGUUCUCUGUGAUGGGUGCACUGGACUAAAUCAAUGUACCAUCUUAUUUGAGAGUGUUUGUUGCAACUACUAUACCAAUGACGUUUGUGCGUCCGAAUGUCCAGCAAACGUAUCAGCUCUGAACGAAACUGUUAAUGAGUGUGUUUGCGAUGUUGGACUAACCGGUAGCAUGUGUGAGACAGACAUCAAUGAGUGCAAUGCGACUGCUCCAGGACCUUGUUUAAACGGUGGAAAUUGUACUAAUACACAAGGUAGCUUUACGUGUGAUUGUGUUUCUGAAUUUACUGGGGAUGUUUGUGAAGAAGACGUCGAUGAAUGUGCUCAGAUUAAUCCGUGUUUGAAUGGUGCCACUUGCGACAACACUAUUGGAGGCUUUGAGUGUAUAUGCCUACCAAUGUUUACUGGUAGGUUGUGUGAUCUAGAUGUCGAUGAAUGCAUUAAUGGAGCAGCUCAGUGUAUAAACGGUGGAAUUUGCAACAACAUAUUCGGAUCCUUUGAGUGUCUUUGCCCACCUACUUUCAACGGUACAAUGUGCGAGGUAGAUGUUGACGAAUGUACUAACGGAGUUGCUCAGUGUUUGAACGGUGGAACUUGCAAUAACACUAUUGGAGGUUUUGAGUGUCUCUGCCCACCUACUUUCAACGGUACAAUGUGUGAGGACGAUGUUGACGAAUGCUCUAUAAGCAAUCCGUGUGAGAAUAAUGGAACUUGUACCAACACCAUUGGAGGCUUUAACUGUUCCUGUACACCUAGGUUCGAGGGCAUGACCUGUGGUGAUGAUAUUGAUGAAUGCUUGGAAGCAGAUGCAUGCAGUAACAAUGGAACUUGUACCAACACAAUUGGAAGUUUUAACUGCACGUGUACACCUGAGUUCGAAGGCAUGACCUGUGGUGAUGAUAUUGAUGAAUGCUUGGAAGCAAAUACAUGUAGUAACGAUGGAACUUGUACCAACACCGUUGGUGGCUUUAACUGCACGUGUACAGAGGGUUUCGAGGGAGUUAUAUGUGAUCAAGACAUAGAUGAAUGCAAUGACAACCCGUGUGGAGUUGGAGGACAGUGCAACAACACGUUUGGCAGUUUUGUUUGUGUGUGUAGUCCAGGAUUCGAAGGAGAUCUUUGCAGCAAUAUUAACGAGUGUGCUCCCUCUUCUAACAAUCCUUGUAUGAAUGGAGGACUUUGUAAUGACACUAUUGGUAGCUUCAAUUGCAUGUGUGCAAGUGGAUUCACUGGUGAACGAUGUGCCGAUGAUAUUAAUGAAUGUAUUAUUGAUAAUCCCUGCCAGAAUGGUGAAAUUUGUACCAACACUGUCGGAGAGUUUGAAUGUGCCACUGUACCACCUCCAACUGUAGAUAACCCAUUUGGCUUGGGGGCCAUCAUUGGGGUUAUCGUAGCAGCUGUGAUCCUGGCUAUAAUCAUAAUCGCUCUGCUCCUGCUUUGCUGCUACUGUUACAGAAGUAGGAAUAAAAAUGACUAUGACAUAGGGCCCUCUACUAACGUUGUUGUGCGUACUUGGGACCCUCGCACUCAACACGACAGGUCGGGGGAUUCUCUUAGGAGUUCCGGCCGAAACUCAUUCGCGCGGAGCUCUAUUUCAAGUGUUGGCUCGUUCCUGAGAGCAUCCAUUCGCCGUUUGAGUGGCAAGAGACGAAGUGGAAGGAGGGGAGAAAAGUUGACGUACGAAGAAGAUAUAGCCAUGAAAGUAACGCCCUUAUAAGAACAACGAUAGUAUGACUAAUUAGCUAGAAGCUUUAUAUUCAUUAAUUGUCAUAAUUAUACCACCUCUUUUUAUUAUUGCCCUUUUUAAUA